AUGAAUUACGGGUCCCUGGCCUUCACUCCAAGAUCUGUACAGGCUGGAUACGACACGGUCAAUUCCUCUCACCACUUUACCAUCCCAGGAUCAUUCUCUGUAAAUGCAACCGGUCCCAACUCUGUUUUAAGUCUUAAUAGCAACGUUAACGUACCUGGCCGCUGGGCUUUCCGUGUAGAUCAAGGGUCAACAGGCUGCACUUUCAAUGGUCAACCUGUUCAAAUUGGUGACUCUUUCUGGAGUGACAGCACUUGUGCACAGAAGUGUACCUGCACCAAAGCAGGGCUGCAGUGCUCCAAUGACCCCUGCUCCUAUUCCCAAAUUUGUCGGCCGGCUUCCUUUGAGUACUCCUGCCAGAGAGUGCGAAGACGUACCUGCACCAUCAGCGGCGAUCCACAUUACUACACCUUUGACAACGCGGUGUUUCACUUUCAGGGAACAUGUACUUAUGUUCUGUCAGAACAGUGUCAGAAUGAGCUGCCCUACUAUAGAGUGGAGUCAAAAAACGAGCAUCGUGGCAGCACUCGAGUUUCUUGGACACGACUGGUCAAAGUCUUUGUCUAUAAUGAAACUAUUGAACUUGUUAAAGGCCGUCGGGGUCAGGCUAAGGUUAAUGGAAACUAUCUCACAGCUCCCUUUUCCCUUAGAAAUGGCACUAUCAAGGUUUAUCAAUCAGGUUUUUCUCUGACCGUCAGCACUGACUUUGGUGUGAUGGCGUCAUAUGACAUGAAUCACUAUGUCCGCAUCAGUGUGCCCUACACGUACCAGAAUAACACCUGUGGGCUAUGCGGAAACUUCAACGAUAACCCUGAAGAUGACUUUCGAACCCGUGAAGGUGAAGUAGUGAGCUCUGAUGUGGUUUUUGCAAACAGCUGGAAGGCACCAGGGGAUGAUGAGCCCAGCUGUGAUCCACAAUGUGAAGGAUUGGCCUGUGCAACCUGUCCAGCAGAUCAGUCAGCAUUGUACAGAAAUUCUGCUAUGUGUGGCAUGCUUGAGGACAGUUUAGGACCGUUUGCUGCCUGCCAUCAACAACUCCCUCCAAGAUCCUUUGUGGAAAGCUGUGUGUAUGAUCUGUGUGUCAGCGGAGGGUAUCAACCCAUUCUGUGCCAAGCGCUUGGCGUCUACUCAAGUCUAUGCCAAGAAAAUGGUAUCCAGCCACAAAACUGGCGGAGUACUGACUUCUGUGAAAUCCCUUGCCCAGCUAAUAGCCACUUUGAGCCCCAAGGUACAGGAUGUCCAGCCUAAUGCGCCAACCCUAAUUCCGCACACAACUGCCCCCUCCCCAAUCAGUAGAGCUGUGUCUUUUAUCUUAUGUCCAUCAGAAAAAAGAUGGUCGGCCUUUGUGGAAACUUCAAUGGAGAUCAAAAUGAUGACUUCCACUCCCCUAGUGGAGCACUGGUCAACACUCCAGAUACUUUUGGGGCAGCCUGGAAGUUUCCUGGGAACUACACCUGCAGUGAUGGCUGUGGCUCCUCAUGCCCUCAAUGUAAUGAUGACCAAUCUGCCAGGUCCCAAUGUGAGAUGAUUCAGGCAGCUGACAGCCCCUUCAGCUUCUGCCACGAGGUGGUGGAUCCGUCACCAUAUUUCAAAGACUGUGUCUUUGAUGUCUGUGUGUCGGGAAAUCGGGGCAGUGAUCUUCUGUGUAGUGCUCUUGAAGCAUAUGUGAGUGCCUGUCAGUCUGCUAAUGUCCGAGUCUAUCCUUGGAGACAAAACACCACCUGCAAAAUUGAGUGCCCAGCCAACAGUCAUUAUGAGCUGUGCGGAACAGAUUGCGGCCACACCUGUGCCAGCAGCAUUGAUGCCACCUGUGACCAUGUUUGCUCUGAGGGAUGUUUCUGUGAUGAUGGUUUUUCCAGGAGUGGAAGCAGCUGUGUCCCUGUGGAAAGCUGUGGCUGCCAGUAUGAAGGCCUCUACUUCAAUGUGAACCACAAUGGAUAUCUGACCUUUGAUGCAGAAUGGUCCAGCUAUUCUCCUCGACAGUUUCCAAUGAAUGGAAGCAGAGACGUCAUUGCUCCAUUCUGGACCGAUUUAGACAACAGAGGAAGUGGCAACAUCUACUAUGAUCAGGAACUCUGCCGAGUCAUCACCAACACCAGCGGCCCAUUCAGUUCCUGUCAUCUCCACUCUGACCCGCAGCCAUUUUUCACAUCAUGUGUUUAUGAUCUCUGCCUCUACACACCAGCUAAUGACAUGCUGUGCUCAGCAGUCUCUGCUUAUGAGGAAACCUGCAACAUUCUGGGUUUAAACAUUACUGACUGGCGUUCUCCUUUGAACUGUGCUGAGACAGACCCGUGUGAACAGCUGGACUGUACAGAGUACGAGUGGUGUGGAAAGAAAGAUGGUGUUUACGGCUGCUUCUGCGAUGAGCACCAUCAUAGACCCUACAGUGAGAACUACGACUCGAGCAUCCAAUGUGCCAGCAGUUCAGGCACCAUGUCAAUAUCUCGCUGUCAGCUGUUUGAAGCUGGCUUCCAUCCCACUGCUCUCCACCUCCAAGAUGCCUCCUGCAAUGGGACUCUGCAGGACGGACGACUGAUCUUCCACUUUGACAAUGACAACCAUCUGUGUGGGACUGCUCUGAGGAGCAAUGGAACUCACUUCAUGUACGAGAACACCAUUCAGGGGAACGUGGAUCCUCAUGGAGGUCUAAUCAGCCGUCAGAGGAACCUUCAUCUGAAGUUCUGCUGCGUUUACCCUCUGGCUCAGGCACUGUCAAUGGCUGUAGGCAUCAACCCUGUGGAGAGCUUGUUGAUGAAGAAGCUUCCAAUUGGGAUUGGAUCAUAUCGUAUGAGAAUGAUCCCAUACGAGGAUGAAGACUUCCACUACCCACUUAGCACUAACAGAAACAUAGAGAUGGAAGUUAAUGUAAUGCUUUAUAUAGAAGUGAGAACAGAAGGAGUGGAUCAGCACCAGUUUGCCACAGUUCUGGACUCUUGCUGGGCCACACCAAUCAACCAAGCAAACUACCCUAUUCGCUGGGAUCUCAUUAUUUCACAGUGUCCUAAUCCAGAAGAUGGAACAGUAGAGGUGAUCCAAAACGGUGUCUCCACUGUAGCGCGUUUCUCCUUCAAGAUUUUCACCUUUAGUAACCACACAGAGAUUUUCUUGCACUGCAAUGUCCACUUGUGUCUCUUGAGAAACAACAACUGUGCAACUCACUGCUAUCCGGGACACCAUAACCGAUUCCAGAGGGACAUAUCUUACCGUGAUUCUGCAGCUCUAACGCUUGGACCACUAGUCCUUGGGGCCCAACAGAAGAAUGGUGCACUGAUCCAAAGAAAUGGUGCUUCAGGCUGUCUGACAUCAACUGUUACCCUGAUUUUCAGUUUACUGAUAGCCAGAAUUUUUGUGAAUUGAGAUCAAAAGAAAAUCAUACUUUAAGAUCUAGUAGAAUUUUAUUACUUGAUUGAUUUUUGGUUGGGGCAUUUUUUGGGUUUCUGGUAUAUACUCGUAAUCAGGUAAAAACAGAUGCAUCUAUUGAUAAAUGUAAAUCAAACUCUCAGGUGUAUUGGUUUACAAGGUAACAGCAUUUAUUGACUACAACAAAUUUUGAUUUGCUACAUAACAUUAGAAUUGGUGUCCAUAGAAUUUUGCUUCACAACAUCUGCAACACCAUUGAGUUUCAGACCAUUUGAGGGAUUUAUGGAAUAUUAUGUCUUUUAGUUUGUUUUGGGGAUUUUUUUUUGUGUCAUUAGUUCCUGGUAGUAUCAUGGAUAUUAACUACGGUUGUGGAUUUUAAGGCAGAUAUAUAGAGAACUAAUUAAUUUUCCCAGGAUUUUUUUUGAGUGUUGAAAUGAACUAAUAAGUAUGAUUUCGUCAAUAUCUUAAUUCUGUUUAACAAUGUUUUUGGAUGUGGGUAGAUGUA
Molecule: messenger RNA, 3865 nt
Organism: Cyprinodon variegatus (sheepshead minnow)
Lineage: Eukaryota; Metazoa; Chordata; Actinopteri; Cyprinodontiformes; Cyprinodontidae
Product: alpha-tectorin-like
Exons: 16
Biological process (GO): cell-matrix adhesion
Source: RefSeq, a predicted model, not a curated record